Zingiber officinale is the source of this 2139-nucleotide messenger RNA. RefSeq names its product putative disease resistance protein At3g14460. The transcript has a single exon. NCBI's taxonomy places the organism in Eukaryota, Viridiplantae, Streptophyta, Magnoliopsida, Zingiberales, Zingiberaceae. The record is from RefSeq and is a predicted model, not a curated record. The coding region runs from base 1 to 2139 and encodes 712 amino acids.
AUGCAUGACCUUAUACAUGAUUUAGCUGAGUGGAUUUCUGUGGAAGAGAUAUGUAGGAUUGAAAAUAAUAGACAAACAAAGCCGCCUUCCACAACUCGACAUCUACGAGUAGAAGAAAAAUUGCCACAGGAGUUCUCAGGAUACAACAAGUUGCGCACCUUGGUGUUGAGCGAUUCAUUGUCCGAUAGCCUCUUUGAAAAACUAAGAAGCAUUCGUGUUCUAGAUGUAAGUGGGUGUGGCUUGCAGGAGUUAUCUGAACAUAUUGGUAAAUUGAUUCACCUCCGUUACCUUGAUAUAUCAUGGAAUUCUAAAAUUAAAAUUUUGCCUGACUCAUCAUGUGACCUUUAUAAUUUGCAAACACUGAAGGCAGAAGGUUGUUCUGAACUAGAGUCUAUACCACAAGAAUUGGGUAAGUUGGUCAGUUUGAGACACGUUGAUAUAUCAUGCAAUUCUGAAAUUAAAAUUUUGCCAGACUCAUUAUGCGACCUUUAUAAUUUGCAAACACUGAAAGUAAAAGGUUGUUCUAAACUGGAGUCUAUACCACAAGAAUUGGGUAAGUUAGUCAAUUUGAGACAAAUUGAUGCAGAUGGAAAGUUUUGGGUGAUGCUAAAAGAUGUACGGAGACUAACUAAUCUUCAAGAAUUGCCAAUAUUUAGUGUUCAAGAGGACGAUGCAUUCAAGCUUGGACAACUAAAGGAUUUGACACAGCUUCAUGGAACACUUCGUAUUGAAAAUCUUGAGAAUGUUGAUAGCAAAGAAGAAGCACAGCGGGCUGAGUUAAAGAGCAAAGUCCACCUAAAAAAAUUGGUGUUGGAAUGGGAUUAUUGGAAACUGUAUGGUGAGAAGGGUACCACAUUGGGCGAGGAAGUAAUUGAAGGUCUGCAGCCACACGAAUCACUUAAAAUAUUGAAAAUUGAUGGUUACAGUGGAGGUAGGUCGCCUAGUUGGUUGAUGCUAAAAGUUCUAUCCAAUUUGGAAAAACUUGAAUUAAAAAAUUGCCCGGGAUGGGAUGACCUGCCAUUUAUUGGUCAACGUUUGCAUCUGACUAAACUUCGCAUGACCAACAUGACUGCUUUGAAACGACUGAGUCAUGAAUUUGAAGGCAAGUGUUUUCCCAGGUUGGAAGUGCUUGAGUUAAGCGAUUUUCCGACAUUGAGAGAGUGGUCUUGGACUGAGGGCAAAGACCUAUUUCCCUGCAUGCGUGAACUUCGCGUCUGCAGUUGUCCCAAACUAAAGAGAUUACCUCCCUUCCCUCCUUCCCUAGAAAUGUUGACAAUAGAAUGUUGUCCCAGGCUCAUAUUAAAUAGCAAAACGGAUGAUGACGAGGAAGGUGGCCGCCAUCUACCGCCCUCACUCAAGGAAUUGAAACUGACCGACUGUGGCGAAUAUGCAAGACUUUUGUCCGACUGCUUGAACAACCUUACUCGAUUGGAAAUAAAUGAUUGUCUAUACAUGCCGUCUAUUUCUCUGGUUCAAUUGGUAGAACUGCAAUGCUUGUACAUCUCUGAUUGUGAUGAGUUGAGAAGGAUGGAGUGCUUAGGACUCCUUAAAUCCCUCAAGGAAUUGAAGAUUGUAGGAUGUCCUCAGCUGGUUCAGUUGGAUGAUGAGCUAGCAGGAAGCUUGUCAUCUCUGCGUAAAUUAUGCGUAGACAACACUGCUCUACUUAAAAUGUUUCCUUUAAAAAACUCACUGCCAUUCAUCACAGAACUUGAAAUUAAGUCAUGUUCUGAGGAGGUGAUAUUUGAGGAGGCGAUAUUGGUGCGAAGCCUCACUGCCGUUACAUCUCUAACUUUGCGUGAUUGCAUGAAACUACAAUCUCUGCCGACAGAGUUGCUGCAUGGCCCUCCCUUACUUGAAAGUUUAACUAUGCAAAACUGUCCACGGAUCAAAUCACUGCCAGAGAAAGGACUUCCUCCUCUUCUCCAACACCUAGAUAUAUCUAACUGUCCACAGAUCAAAUCACUGCCUGAGAAAGGACUUCCUCCUCUUCUCCAACACCUAUAUAUAUAUGGUUGUCCACAUAUUCAAGCAAUACCAGAAAAGUUGCUUCCCAUGUCACUAUCAUCUUUCAAUUGCUUUGAUGUUCAUCCAACGCUGAAGGAGCAGUCAGAAAAGUUUAACGCGUAUUGGAUGGGAUAG